This is a messenger RNA of Daucus carota subsp. sativus, 3100 nucleotides long. Its product is annotated as zinc finger CCCH domain-containing protein 30. The record is from RefSeq and is a predicted model, not a curated record. Gene Ontology annotation, molecular function: metal ion binding; protein binding. The coding region runs from base 430 to 2733 and encodes 767 amino acids. Lineage: Eukaryota; Viridiplantae; Streptophyta; Magnoliopsida; Apiales; Apiaceae. The transcript is spliced from 2 exons.
CUUCCUCCGUCUCUCUCUGUGUGUGUGAUAGAUAAGAGUUCUGCAGUUAUAAUUUUAAUUAAAGAUAUAUGCCUUAUCUUCUAAUUAUUCUGAUUCCCUAAUUUUAUUUUUCUGGGGGAGGGAAUUACUAUUAUCUGAUCUAAAACUUUCGGUUGUAUUAACUAUUUUAAAGAUGCUGCCUUUCUUUAUUUUUUAGGAUAUGGUCCAGACUUGGUCCUUGAAGCUUUGAAUAUAUUGUGAAAAUCUAUUUAUACAAGAAAUUUGAGAUGAUGAGAAAUUUAUUUCCUGUCUCGUGCUCUCAGUAGUACCACAAAAAUUCUUGUUAUUACAUGAUCCAUACAUAAAAUACUUUUCUUCCAGUACAUGUAUCCUACAUAGGAUCAUAAGUUCAUAACUUAUAAGUGACUAUUACUCUAUUAGCGGUUUGAGAUGGAUUUGUCACCACUUGUUCUGCUAUAUGGGUUUCUUUGUAUAAUGGUCAGUCAUUCAUGGCGAUUAUUAUCUAGUUUUGCCGGGUUUUUGAUAAAUGGAAGCAUGGGCUGUGCAUCCGAGCGGGUAAAGGAAAUAUUACCUCCAAUUUCGUUGUCUCCUUCCCAAACAGACAGUACUCAACUUCCUGACAUAGACAUGAACGGCUUGAAUGUUGAAACAGAAGAUACUUUUGUUACUUUGCUUGAAAUGGCUGCUAAUAACGAUGUCGAGGGGUUUAAGAGAUGGAUCCAGCGAGACCCUUCUGCUAUUGACGAGGUUGGACUGUGGUAUGGCCGCCAGAAGGGUUCUAAACAGAUGGUUCUUGAGGAUAGAACCCCUUUAAUGGUUGCUGCUACUUAUGGGAGUGUUGAUGUUUUAAGUCUGAUCCUUUCUCUAUCUGAGGCCGAUGUUAAUCAGUCCUGCGGACUAGAUAAAACUACUGCUCUUCACUGUGCCGCCUCAAGUGGAUCUUUGAAAUCUAUUGAUGUUGUGAAACUGCUCCUGUCAGCAGGAGCUGAUCCAAAUUUGAUUGAUGCUAAUGGUUAUCGCCCUGCUGAUGUGAUUCUUGUUUCUCCAAAGUUCCAAGACAUGAAACUUGUGCUGGGAGAGCUCCUUGUAAACAAUGGUCCUGAUGGUAUAAAUGACUUGAGGGUGUCAUGUGCCACCUCUAAUUCAAAUCCCUCUUUACUCUCUCCAUCAUCCCCAGAGAAUAGAUCCCCAUCGUCUGCUUCGAAUUCAACAUCUUCUCCCAAGAUCACAAAUUUUGAUGAUCUUAACUCUACUUUUGCUGCAGAGAAGAAAGAAUACCCUGUUGAUCCCUCUUUGCCAGACAUAAAAAACGGCAUAUAUUCAACAGAUGAAUUCCGUAUGUUUUCAUUCAAGGUCCGGCCUUGUUCUCGUGCAUAUUCACAUGAUUGGACGGAGUGCCCAUUCGUUCAUCCUGGGGAAAAUGCUCGGAGAAGGGACCCGAGGAAAUAUCACUACAGCUGUGUUCCUUGUCCUGAUUUUCGUAAGGGGGCAUGUCGAAGAGGGGAUAUGUGUGAAUAUGCUCAUGGUGUUUUCGAAUGCUGGUUACACCCGGCUCAAUACAGGACCCGGCUUUGCAAGGAUGGUAUCAGUUGCAACCGCAGGGUUUGCUUCUUUGCUCACAAACAUGAAGAACUUCGACCAUUAUAUGUUUCCACAGGUUCUGCUGUACCAUCUCCUCACUCAAAUACAACUGCUGCUAGUGGAAUGGACUUUGCUGCAGCAAUGAGUCUCCUCCCGAGCUCGCCUUCAUCAGUUUGUGCUAUGUCCUCUUCACCGUUUACUCCACCAAUGUCUCCAUCUGCAAAUGGCCUUCAAAAUCUGGGAUGGCACCAAGCAAAUGUCCCUACUCUGCAGCUCCCUGGUAGCAAUCUUCAGUCCAGUCGCUUGCGUUCAUCACUUAAUGCAAGAGAUAUUCAUGCCGAGGAUAUGAACUUGUUGCAAGAUUUUGAUAUGCAACAACAGCAGCUCCUCCAUGAAUUCUCUCGCCUCUCUCAACCUAAUGUCAGUGCUAAUUCUUUGAACCGUUCUGUUCGGUCAAGAAACCUAACCCCUUCAAACCUUGAUGAUAUUUUCUCCUCGGAGAGCUUAUCUCCUCGAUAUUCUGAUCCACCAUUGGCUUCAUCUGUUUUUUCCCCUAGGCAGAAUUCAUCCAUUCUCAAUCAAUUCCAUCAACAGCAGAGCAUGUUAUCACCCAUUAACACAAACUUCUCACCAAAUAAGGUAGACAAUCCUCUGCAGAACUCCUAUGCAACCCCAUUAGGGAGAAUGUCUCCGCGGAAUAUGGAACCUAUCUCACCAUUGAGUUCACGGGUUUCUACAUUUGCGCAGCGUGAGCAGCAGCAGUUCCGGAGCCUUAGCUCCAGAGAACUGGGGUCUAGUUCUUCUUUCAGUGUUGGUUCCCCUGGUGAUUCUUGGCCUAAAUGGGGUUCUUCCAAUGGGAAUGCAGAGUGGAAUGUCAAUAACAAAGACUUUGGUCAGCUCAAAAGAUCAGCAACAUUGGAGGCUAACACUAAUGAGGAAGAGCCUGAUUUAUCAUGGGUUCAGUCACUUGUCAAAGAAUCUCACCAUGAAGCUAACCAAGAUUCAGUAAGCCAUGUUCCUGGCGCUGCAGGUAUUGCUGAUGCAUCUUUCAGCAACAGCUCAAAUUUAAAUUCCGGGAUCGAACCAACUGAGCAAUCUGUUUUAGGUGCAUGGAUUGAGCAAAUGCAGCUUGAUCAAAUGCUGGCUCAGUGAGUAGAGUCAUGAAUGAAACACAUGCUGGUAAAUAACAUAAUGUUUUGAGUUUUGGUAUUGCCUGUAGUCAAUGCGAACAGAACCAAAACGCAUUUAGAAUAGGGGGGUCACAACAGGAAGGAAAGGAAGGUCACAAGUUCUCCGGGGAAAUUAUUUUUGUCAUUUUAUUAUUCAUAAUAUAAUUUUAGAAAAAUGUUUUUCUGGGUUAACUUCAAAAUUGGAUAAACCCAGUUUAGGCAAUUUUUCUCAGAGGUACCAAUAUUAUAAUUUUGGUGUCUGUAACAUUAUAUGUUCUGAUUAAGCAAGUCUAUUCAUUGAAUGAAAUAACUACCAUCUCUGUAGUACCUGACUUCUCAGGGUUUUUUCA